Notothenia coriiceps (black rockcod) is the source of this 2255-nucleotide messenger RNA. RefSeq names its product AT-rich interactive domain-containing protein 1B-like. Lineage: Eukaryota; Metazoa; Chordata; Actinopteri; Perciformes; Nototheniidae. The record is from RefSeq and is a predicted model, not a curated record. The annotation marks the transcript as partial. The transcript is spliced from 5 exons.
UCAUGCCAUGCUGGGCCACAAGGGCUCCGGGAGACGCUGCUACAUAUUACCGAGAACCGGGAUGGAGGAGAGGCGGAGGGGGGAAGAAAAAAGUUUCGUUUAAACCUGGCAGAGAAACUUUCAACAUGAAGCCUCACUGACGCACCAUUUCGACACCACCACCAGAGCUAGAACAAAGCUUGCUUUUCCACUGAAUACAUUUUCCUCCUCCCAGCUUGUGUUUUUCUUCCCUCUUGUAUUAUUCUCCGUGCGUGCACGGCUGGUCGGGGCUCGCUGUCAUUGCGCGCUGAGAUGUUGGAGUGACCAUGGCUGCGCAAGUUGCAUCGGCUCCGACCAGAACUAAUAACACAAAUAAGAAAUUGUCAAGCGGUUUGUGUCCGGAGCUCAAUUCGGGGAAAUCAGGAGGAGGAGGGACCGUACAGCGGACUGUACCGAUGCUGGGCUCCGGAGAUGGGACUCUGAAUAAUGUAGACCAUCACCGCCGAAACGAGCUCAACAUGGUUCAUUCAACUUCCACGACUCACAACGCUUCGGACGGCCACGACAAAGAUGGGAAUAACCUCACGUCCGCAUCGGCUUCGACUAAUUCCUCCACUUCCUCGAUGGAAACGGGUUUGAUUGCGAACCACAAGCUGAAAUGUGUGGGGAGCGGAGAUCCCCCUCAGUCUCAGCCGCCGCAGCAGCAGCAGCAGCCGCCGCAGUUCGGACAAUUUGCGCCACAUCAGCAGCGACAGAUCCAAAGUAACAACAUCGCCAACAACAACGGCCAGGGGCCCCGUGGGGACAGGGGGAUGGAUCACCAGCACCAUGGCGGCAAAGAGAACCUGUUGGGGGGCCAGGGAGAGCCACAGCAACACAUGCCAGGAAAAGGUGAGGGGGAGCUCACCUGUAAACCCGCGGAGAGGAUGAUGGGUACCAGGUAUGAACACUCAAACUUGGGGCCAACUAGUAACAACUCUGAGUUUAAUAACAACUAUUACACUCCGAGGCCUUGUUAUGAGCAACAUGGCGGACAGCAGCAGCAGAGUAGUGGGAUGGGGAUAACGCACUCUUCGGCACAGAACAGCAUGGAGAACUCCCACGAAGCGGGGUACCAGAACAGCCAGUACAAUCAGUACCCGGCGUACAGGGCAGGCUACGGCGGAGGGGCCUACGGGAUGAUGGGCCCCACCGGAGGCAGACAACCUGGGAACAUGAUGAUGGGCAGCAACUCCUCAGCAAGCCACAGCAAGUCCCCUCUGGGAGCUGCUUCGGGGGGCUUUCAGAGGUUCCCGGGACAAACUCAGCAGCAGCAACCGCAGCAGCAGCAGCAUCCCUCAGGGGCCACCCCGACUCUAAACCAACUGCUGACGUCCCCCAGCCCCAUGAUGCGGGGCUAUGGCGGUGCAUAUCAAGACUACAGCGGCCCCACGGCGCAGCAGCAAGCAGGCAUGGGCCUAGGGAAAGACGUGGGGCCCCAGUACGGAGCCAACUCGGCUCAUGGAUGGGGAGGGCAGCAGAGAAACCAUCCGCAAAUGAGUCCAGGGAAUGGAGGGCAAGGCCUCGGCAGGGCUCAGGUGUCCUCCAUGGACUUCAUGGCUAUGAAGCGCUCGCAGCUGUACAGCAUGGCCAACAAUGCCUACUCCAGCCAACAGCAAGGGGGCGGGCCUUACCCUCCAAACCAGCCAUACACAUCGCCUCCCCCGCACAGAUAUCCAAUGAGCAUGCAGGGGAGGCCUCAAAUGGGCAUGGCCGGGAUGCAGUACCCUCAACAGCAGCAGGUGGCGCCAUAUGGACAGCAGGGAAUGGGGGGCUUCAGCCAGCAGCAACAGGCGGGGCAGCAGGGGAACCCUCCGUACUUCAGCCCCCCCCAGCAGACCCCGCCAGGACCCGCUCAAAGCCCCUACCUGCAGCCUCGACCACCCCCCCAACAGGAGGCCCAGCAGGAGACGUAUGGCCCUAGGGGUCCAGCCCCAGGGAACUCUGGGAAGGUCAACAACGAGGAUGGCGUCCCCCAGGACCGCCCAUCCAGUCUCCCGGAAAGUGACGUCCUCUCUCUGGGAGUUUCCUCUCAUCGAUCCUGGUGGAAGGACCACUUGCCGGGCUGUGAGGGGGGGGAUCCUCCCUCCGCUGGGUGGCAGAAAACCCCAAAUAACCAUCAGAACCAUCAGAACCAUCAGGACCAUCAGGACCAGCAGAACCACCUGGAGCUGGGCUGCUGGCUGCGGCACCAGAACAUCGAGGUUCUGCACUGCGUCCUGCAGCUCGUCCUCGCU